AUGAGCGGGAAGAGGCAGAGGCAGGAAAAGGACAAGAUGGCCGAGGAAUGCUGCUUCAUUUGCAAGGACAGCGGGCACGACCUCCGCGUAUGUGACUCUAGGAACUGCCUCAAGGCUUACCAUCCAGGCUGUGUCCAAAACAAAGAUGAGGGGUUCAUAUGCGAUUGGCACAUAUGUGUCCAUUGCAGAGGACGUUCUGAUUAUCAGUGCCUGUGCUGUCCACUUUACUCGGUUUGCUGUGCCUGCCUUGGAAAAGUAGAAUUUGUGCAACUGAGAAAGCAAAAUAAGGGAUUCUGCAGAACCUGCUUGAACCUGGCUAUCGCGAUUGAGAAGAAUGAUCCUCAUGUGGCAAAAACAUAUAACUACGAAAUUUUGUUUAAAGACUACUGGGAAGGAAUUAAAGAUGCAGAACAUUUGACAUUGGUUGACCUGGAAGAAGCUAGUGAUAUUCUGAAUAGAAAGCUUAACUGUAAAGAAGGAGCGAAUUUAGAGAGAUUUCCAGCUGUUGAUCACAAGUCAGAUGAAAAUACAUCUCCUGAUAAUGGCGCCAAUGAUCAAACAAUUCCUUUUGACUCUAAGGGCAAACAGAUUAAAGCGAACACAUCACAGAAGAACAAGUCAAAUAAGAGAACCUAUGUUGGGUGGGGUUCCAGAGAGCUAAUUGGAUUCUUGUCAAGUUUUGGAAAGGAUACGUCAAAACCUCUUGAAGAAUUUGAAAUUAUUGGAGUUGUCAAGGGGUACAUCAAAGAGAAGAAACUAUACCAGGACGAUAAGAAACUUCGUUUCUUGUGUGAUGAUAAGCUGCAACCCCUGUUUACGAGAAGAAAAGUGAGAUGCAAAAUGAUCCGUAGGUUCUUGGCAGUUCAUCUAGCUUCAAAUGCAGUUUCAGAAGAUGAAAGAUUUUGUAGUUCUGAAGAUGAUGAUGACGCCCCAGUUAUUAAAAAGAGACCUCGGAAUAGUCUGGAGCCAAAGAUUGCUAAGAGGGUCUCAGAAAGAAGCAAGAGACAUUUUGCCUCCCUUACUCAGAAUAAUAUCAACCUAAUCUACCUGAGAAAAACUUUAGUUAUUAGUCUUUUGAUGAGUCAGCCAGACAUAUUUGAACAGAAAGUUGUUGGCUGUUUUGUUAGAGUCAAGUGCGGCCAAAAGGUGCACAGCUAUGAAAUACCUAGAAAAGCAUACCUGCUUGGACAAGUAACAGGCAUCAUGAAGUCUGAAAAUGAAUACAAGAUAAAUGAUACAUGUACAAAUAUUCUCUUAUGUGUUACUGGUUUGUUGGAUGAUGUCAGUAUAUCAAUGCUCUCAGAUGAGGAUUUAGCAGAGGAUGAGUGUGAUGAUCUUAUUUCUUUGGCUGAGAAAGGACUACUGAAACGGGCCACUGUUACUGAGUUGGAGGAAAAGGUGGCAACAGUACAUAAAGACAUAGUUAAUCAUUGGAUUGAAAGAGAACUUGUGAGACUAGAAAGAAAGAUCGACAUUGCGCAGAUGAAAGGGUUACACAGGACCAUUGAAGAAACUUCCCACAAGGUUUCUUCCUUGACGCAUUCUUUUCUUACAUUGGUGGAACUACUGGACCAAAAAAAACUUUUAAACACACCAGCUGAAAGACGGCGUCGUCUUGAAGAGGUUCCAGAAAUUGUUCCGGAUACAGAAUACAGAGAAAAGGAAACUGAACUCCAAGUUGCAGCAAGCAACUCAUCUCAAGAGAGUAGAGGUGCCACUCAUCAAGCAGUUGAUUCUUUGAAUGUUCUCAAUGGGGAACCAUCAAAAGGUGCUACAGAGCAAAUACAUGAUUGUUUGAACGUUCUUAACAAAGAAUCAUCAGAAGCUGCAUCUAAGCAAGUUGAUGCUACUUGUGAAGCUCCUUCUGAAGCUCAUGAAGCCUGCCUCAGUGGUGUUACUCCUGAUCCUGCACUACAUUAUCAAAUGGACGAUACUCAAGAUGGUAGCCCAACUCAAGCCAUGAACAUUGACCAAGAUGAAAGUGACCACUCCCGGCAAGCUGCCGUGGCAAAGAUUAAUGAAGUUGUAGAAGUCAUAGAUCUAAGCAGUGAUGACGAUGAGGACCCUAGCACAGGGCAACAUAAGCCAGAAGGCAAGGCGAUGCAUGCUCUAAGGGCCAUGAAUGGGGAUGUUCACCUGGAGCAGCGAGAGCCAGCACCUGCAACCAUGAAUGGGGUUCUUCAGCCGGAGCAGCGACAGCCAGCUCAUACAGCCAUGAAUGGAGUUCUGCGCCCAGAGCAGCACGGGCCAGAACAUGCAGCCACGAACGGCGUGUCACCUUCGGCGCUCCUGUGGCAGUGGCACUACAGAGACCCUCAAGGAGAGACCCAAGGGCCAUUCACGCUGAUGCACAUGUUGCAUUGGAAACGGCUGGGCUUCUUCAACAACGAGGGCUUCCGAGUGUGGAAGACGGGGCAGACUUCUGAGCAGGCUAUCUUACUUAGAGAUGCCUUCUUGUUGCAUCUGUAG
Miscanthus lutarioriparius is the source of this 2469-nucleotide messenger RNA. The record is from the annotation of a GenBank genome assembly. Lineage: Eukaryota; Viridiplantae; Streptophyta; Magnoliopsida; Poales; Poaceae.